Messenger RNA from Eriocheir sinensis (Chinese mitten crab), 2309 nucleotides. RefSeq lists its product as uncharacterized. The transcript is spliced from 5 exons. The record is from RefSeq and is a predicted model, not a curated record. The coding region runs from base 23 to 1315 and encodes 430 amino acids. Lineage: Eukaryota; Metazoa; Arthropoda; Malacostraca; Decapoda; Varunidae.
GGUGGAUAGUGGAGUGUUUCCCAUGUGGUAUUGGUGUGCUGCAUAUCCCUUCACUGGUAGCCUGGUAACAUACACUCCCAGGUCUUUCUCUGCCUCUGUGGUGGAUAGUGGAGUGUUUCCCAUGUGGUAUUGGUGUGCUGGAUAUCCCUUCACUGGUAGCCUGGUAACAGAUAGUCCCAGGUCUUUCUUUGCCUCUGUGGUGGAUAGUGGAGUGUUUCCCAUGUGGUAUUGGUGUGCUGGAUAUCCCUUCACUGGUAGCCUGGUAACAUACACUCCCAGGUCUUUCUCUGCCUCUGUGGUGGAUAGUGGAGUGUUUCCCAUGUGGUAUUGGUGUGCUGGAUAUCCCUUUACUGGUAGCCUGGUAACAUACACUCCCCGGUCUUUCUCUGCCUCUGUGGUGGAUAGUGGAGUGUUUCCCAUGUGGUAUUGGUGUGCUGGAUAUCCCUUCACUGGUAGCCUGGUAACAUUUAGUCCCAGGUCUUUCUCUGUUUCUGUGGUGGAUAGUGGAGUGUUUCCCAUGUGGUAUUGGUGUGCUGGAUAUCCCUUCACUGGUAGCCUGGUAACAUAUAGUCCCAGGUCUUUCUCUGCCUCUGUGGUGGAUAGUGGAGUGUUUCCCAUGUGGUAUUGGUGUGCUGGAUAUCCCUUCACUGGUAGCCUGGUAACAUAUAGUCCCAGGUCUUUCUCUGCCUCUGUGGUGGAUAGUGGAGUGUUUCCCAUGUGGUAUUGGUGUGCUGGAUAUCCCUUCACUGGUAGCCUGGUAACAUAUAGUCCCAGGUCUUUCUCUGCCUCUGUGGUGGAUAGUGGAGUGUUUCCCAUGUGGUAUUGGUGUGCUGGAUAUCUCUUCACUGGUAGCCUGGUAACAUAUAGUCCCAGGUCUUUCUCUGCCUCUGUGGUGGAUAGUGGAGUGUUUCCCAUGUGGUAUUGGUGUGCUGGAUAUCCCUUCACUGGUAGCCUGGUAACAUAUAGUCCCAGGUCUUUCUCUGCCUCUGUGGUGGAUAGUGGAGUGUUUCCCAUGUGGUAUUGGUGUGCUGGAUAUCCUUUCACUGGUAGCCUGGUAACAUAUAGUCCCAUGUCUUUCUCUGCCUCUGUGGUGGAUAGUGGAGUGUUUCCCAUGUGGUACUGGUGUGCUGGAUAUCCCUUCACUGGUAGCCUGGUAACAUGUAGUCCCAUGUCUUUCUCUGCCUCUGUGGUGGAUAGUGGAGUGUUUCCCAUGUGGUAUUGGUGUGCUGGAUAUCCCUUCACUGGUAGCCUGGUAACAUAUAGUCCCAUGUCUUUCUCUGCCUCUGUGGUGGAUAGUGGAGUGUUUCCCAUGUAGUAUUGGUGUGCUGGAUAUCCCCUCCCAAGGUGCAGGACUUUACAUUUUUCUUCACUGAACUGUAGCAGACACUUUUGUUCCACUCCUGUAGCUUGGAGAUGUCUUCUGGUGGGGAAUCCACAUCCAAGGGGUUAAGGGUGCAAAAUAGGAAAAUAGGAAACAAAAAAGUCUGUAAUGGCCCUGCAAACAUGAAUGACCCUACAAUGAGCUUCCCCUUUCCUUCCUCCUAUACAAAAAGGUCGCAAAAACUGGUGGAGGAGAGCUGUCAGACACAUCAAUCCCACAAAGUAAUGGAAAAAAAUCCCCAGACAAAAAAGGAGUAAUGUUUAGCCUGAGGUGACUUAUACCUGGCAAUGAGCCCAGCCAGGAUGUCAUGCCGCCACGCCAAGCAGCACAAGGCUCUAGAACCUACACACAUAGACCUACACAGUGAAAAGCCACCUCAGGAUUCAGGACAAGUCAAACAGCCAUAAAGCCAAGCAGCAAAAGGCUCUAGUACCAACACACAUUAACCUACACAGUGAACAGCCCCCCCAGGACUCAGGAGAACCCAAAUACCCAUCAAGCAAGCAGUGAAGGGCUCUAAACCUACACACACUGACCUACACAGUGAACAGCUGCCCCAGGACUCAGGAGAACCCAAAUACACAUCAAACAAGCAGUGAAGGGCCCUAAAACUUACAGACAUUGACCUAUACAGUGAACAGCCACCCCAGGACUCAGGAGAAGCCAAAUACCCAUCAAGCAAGCAGUGAAGGGCUCUAAAACCUACACACAUUGACCUACACAGUGAACAGCUGCCCCAGGACUCAGGAGAACCCAAAUACACUUCAAGCAAGCAGGGAAGGGCUCUAAACUUACACACAUUGACCUGCACAGUGAACAGCUGCCACAGGACUCAGGAGAACCCAAAUACACAUCAAGCAAGCAGUGAAGGGCUCUAAACUUACACACAUUGACCUAUACAGUGAACAGCUGCCACAGGACUCAGGAG